Molecule: messenger RNA, 2578 nt
Organism: Poecilia latipinna (sailfin molly)
Lineage: Eukaryota; Metazoa; Chordata; Actinopteri; Cyprinodontiformes; Poeciliidae
Exons: 5
Coding region: 233-1759 (508 amino acids)
Cellular component (GO): cytoplasm
Source: RefSeq, a predicted model, not a curated record
GGCCUCCCACCGCGCGGGGGCGCCUUCUCCGGUGUGUGGAGGCGGAUGAUGUUUUGUUUAUUGAGUUUACUUCCUGUUUCUGCAGCUCAUCGCGGUAAAACGUUUAUAACUUCUACUUCGUCUCAUUCUGCAGAACUUUGGGCUAAGUUCUGGUUCCGACCCACUUCUCUGGAGCUCCAGGUUGUCGCAGGCACGAACAGAGUCUGCUCCGAACCGGAGAACGCCCUCAGCCAUGGAGUCUGAGAACCCAGGAGUAGCAGACGGAACCGAACCUGCAGUUGAAUCCAACGAGCAUGAUUACGCACACACCGCGGACACAACCGAACCUAAUGCAGGCGGAACGCUGCAGCCCCCCGAACCACCGCAGUUUGAGCUCCCAGAACCCGUCCUCGGUGCAGAAGUGGACUGCCCCGGAGGCACAGAACCGAACCCUCACACCGAGGUCGAGCCUGCUGUGAGCUGCGCUGAGGCGGUACCGCGUGGCGGUUCGCGGCGGUCCAGACGGCCGGAGGACCGUAACUGCUGUUGCUGCCGGCUGCUGUUCCAGCGGCAGGGCCGCUCCCUUAACCGCAGGGCGGUGUUCACCUUCACUACCCCGGACACCGUCCGCUGGGUCUUCCCGGACUCCGAGGUCCACGAAAAGUCCUUCCUGUGUGAAACCUGCGCCCAGAUCAUCCGAACCAAGGGGAAGCGCAAACAGAGCGGGAAGCGCUCGCUGUGGGUCAAGCCUCCCGAGGUCAGGAAGGCGAAGGUGUCACCGGCGCCGGGCCGCAGGAUGGGUAAGAAGAGCAAAGCGGCGCUGCUGGUUAGCAAGUCCAGCUACAAGGCGGCGCUGCAGAUGCUCUGGUCGUCCAAAGGUGCCCGGAAGCCCAUGCUGGAGUUCUGGAGCAAGCAGCUGCGGACCGAGAUGAAGGUUCUGGCCCGGCGGACGGACAGUCCCUUCCAGCAGAAGGUGUCAGACCGGAAGCCGCUGUCCUCCUUCCCGUGGCGGCACUGCCUGAGCUGGGCCCAGCAGAACGCGCCGCUGGUCACCACCUGCCUGCGCGCCAUGUUCCCCGACAUCAACACACUGUACCGGAGCAGCCACAGCCAGCUGACUGAGGAUCAGGCCAUCACGCUGCUGGAGCGCCGCGCCGUGGUGGCGCUCGCCAUCCCGCUUUUCACCAGGAACAUCUGGAGGAACAACUUCCUGCAGGCGGCGCUGGGGGCGGAGCUCCGGCUGCAGGGCUGCACCGGAUCCGUCCUGGACGCGCUCAACACCAUGGGGCUGUGCCAGAACAAGGACACGGUCCGGCUGCUGGUGCAUCGGCUGUGCAACGGCAAAGACCUGGACGGGGAUCCAGGUCUGAUCCUGAAACACGAGCAGCUCAAGGAUGAAAUGGAGGAAGAGACGACAGAUGAAGAAGAGGAAGAGGAGCAGCAGGAGGAGGAGGAUGAAGAGGAAGAUGAGGAGCAGGAGGAGGAGAUGGUGAUGGCGGUGGAGGAGGAAGUGGAGCAGGAAGAAGUUCAGGAUGGACUGCAGGAGGAAGGGGAAGAUGCGGUUGUGAUGGAGAAAGAGGAGCGGAGGAGGAGGAAGAGGGAGAGGAAGAUGAGGAGGGAGAAGAGGAAGGAGCGGCGGGGCGAGCGAAAGGAGAGAGAGGAGGAAGAUGAGGAGGAUGAGGAGGAGCUGGAGCAGAAGAAGAAGAAGGUGGUGGUGGUCCGGCUGGGCCUGCUGAAGGGAACCUCAGAGGUGGGACGAUCCGACCUAUCAGCUCCCUAGCACAUGCUAAGCCCUGCCCACAAACCCAACCUGGAGCCGCAGAGGCCCCGCCCACUGAUGAGAGGGAUUCUGGGAACUGUAGUCCAGCAGCUGGGGGGAAAACUGAGAGGGGCCCUGAUGAUGAUGGUCUCCUUCCUCUACCUGAAGAAGCCACUGGUCCUUCCUGAGGUCAGAGGUCAGCUGGUGAAUGUUGACAGUUCUAACGUCUGUAGCUUGUUAUGAGGACAAUAAAGUGAUCUGAAGCUUUUUAUUGGCUCUUCAACACAAAGGUCAAAAGUCAAGGUUCACUAGCCUCAUCCACCAGUGGGACCAACUUCAGCCUGACAGGGGUUCAGGAAGGUCAAAGGUCAGGCUCAACCCCAUUCUUUCAGUCUGGAUAAAUAAAUUAGGGAAAUGACUUUAAAUGCCUCCUUCCUUCUGAUAUACGCUAGUCUCCUUCCUUUUUUCUUAUGUUCCCUAGUCUCCUUCCUUCCUCUUGAUGAUCCCUAGUCGUCUUCCUUCCUUGUGUUCUACCUUCUGCAUCUCCUUGUUUCCUAAGCUCGUUAAACCUCCUCCUUUCCUUUCUUGGGUCCUGCCUCCUGCCUCUAUCCUCUUCCUUCCUGUUUAAGACCGUCUGCUGAGGAAAUAAUUUUCCAUAAAUUCACCAUGAUUUUUCAUAUCUGUUGUGUUCCGGCUCUUUACUCCGGGCGCCUCGUCGCCCCGGGACGGUGCUCCUGAACUCCCGGGAUCAGAACGCUUGGAUAUCCUCAUUUUAAUUAAAUGUAUUAAAAGUAUUUUUGCUUCUGGAAAGAGAAAUAAAAUAAAACUCAAGAAAAUUGU